AUGUGGUUUCCUGUCACAACACUUGUUUCCGGCAAGCUAGUAGCCAUUGACAGUGGAUGUUGUUUACGACGGAGUUUCAACGAUAUCAGGGCUAGUUUGGGGGUAGGCGGUGGUCCUGAUUUUCUUAUAGAAGAAAGAAAUAGAGUAACUGAUGAUUUAGGGUGGUCGUCGGAAGCAGGUGUGGUAGUUAUCCUCGUGAAUCAUCAGAGACUUGUGGUCGUGGAUACAUCUGGAAAAAAAAGGACCAAUAUUCCCGAAACCAAAAUACACGCUCUUCUUCUCACUAACGGCCGCCGCAUCAUCUUUCUUCUAUCGACGCGGCCUCCGAAAUUUCUUUCUUCCAUCAACGCUCCUUUCUCCAUUCCCGGCGUCGUCUCCGGCUCCAGAGUCGUCUCCGCCAAGCCCUCUGCUAUUGCACCAUUCCUCCAUCCUUAUCUGCUCAGAUUUGCCUGUGAAGCUGCUUCGAUCCUCAGGUAUAUAUUUAUUCUAAUCUUGAAUAACAACCUAUGCGUAUAA
Lactuca saligna is the source of this 516-nucleotide messenger RNA. The record is from the annotation of a GenBank genome assembly. Lineage: Eukaryota; Viridiplantae; Streptophyta; Magnoliopsida; Asterales; Asteraceae.